Molecule: messenger RNA, 1134 nt
Organism: Sporothrix schenckii 1099-18
Lineage: Eukaryota; Fungi; Ascomycota; Sordariomycetes; Ophiostomatales; Ophiostomataceae
Exons: 2
Coding region: 1-1134 (377 amino acids)
Molecular function (GO): protein binding
Source: RefSeq, a predicted model, not a curated record
AUGGGCAACGAGGCACUCAAAAACAAAGAGUACCAAAAGGCGGCGGACUUGUACGGCGAGGCCAUUGCCAUUGACAACGGCAACGCCGUGUACCGCUGCAACAAGUCAGCCGCGCUGAUGAAACUCAACAAGCCGGACAAAGCAGGACACGAGGCGUACGUGGCGACCUGUCUUGACGCGACCUAUGCAAAGGCAUGGUCGUGCCUGGGCAUGGCCUUUCUCGAAAUGGGCCUUGCCAAGCGGGCGAAGCUUGCCUACGAAAACGCUCUGGCGAUGGCAGGCAACGACGCCACCGUGAACAUGCGUGAAGGGCUCAAAGCCGCGCGGGACGAGAUCACCCGCUCCAUCCGCGCCAUCAACGACGAAAAAGACAAGGAAAAACAGCAUCUGUUGCGGAACAAAUUUCUCGACCAGGAUUGGGACAUUUAUGGCAAGAUGGUGCAGCUGCAUUCGCUUGUGCACGAACGGCAGGUGGACGGCCUGCUGUUGUUUGCUCGACGCAUGAAGUGGCCAUACAUGAAGGAGGUGCGCGACACCGCGGAGGACGUGUACAGCAAUAUGCGCGGCGGGGCGAUUAUCAACAUCCACCUGCAUGACUGGCUGUACGGUAUGAUGCUGCCCGGAAAGUGGUUUGCGUUCAAGAUCAAGGCCGCGCUGGUGCUCUGCUCCCCGACGGUCAAGGCGCAGAUGGGCGUCAGCCCGUAUUUUGACUGCGGUGUCGUGCUGCCCACCCGCUCGUAUUGGCGCGUGCGAACGGUGCUUGGGCGCGUGCUGGGCUUGGGCUGUCUCCCCGGCGUCGUCUCCCUCUGCGGCUGGAUUGGACCGUGUCCCACGGUCACGUUCGUUCCAUCCACGGCAGCGGACAAGGCUGACGUCAAGGCCGACGUCAGCCCAUGCUAUGCCCGGAUCAAGGCCCGCCACAUUGCCCACUACGGAAUGCCGCAGAUGCGCUCCACGGAGGAGAUCGAGCCGUAUAUGGAGGAAAUACGCGACGCCAGCAACUGGAUUGUGCCGGAGCCGCCGGUCCGUGACAUGAGCACAUGUGACACGACCACCAUCGAACUGAAGGCCCUGCCGCUCGAGCGGAUGCGGCGAAACGGGCCUCGCGGGGCGCGCUGGCCGACAAGGACGUGA